CGUAAUACUAUYACAAUUCAAUCCUACAUCAUGUCGCAUACAUCCCUGACGUACUGAAAGGGUCUUCGGUCUUCAGGAAUUGUCCCGGAACUGUGGCCUUCCGCAGAGCUUUAUGGUCUAUUUCCGGUAAACUUGGAACCGCAGCGGCAUCACCCUGGGUUUCGAUAGCUCCAGUGGUAUCGACACCGACCUUGGCAGCUGCUUCUGCCAUGGCUUUGUUGCCCUUUGACAUUCUUCUUGGUGCCAGAGAUAUCGGGAGGUUGCUGACCGUGUCCAAUCCAGCAUUKUUCGGCGACAAGUCUGGCAUGCAUUCGACCCCAUCAAAAUCGUAGUGGUUCACRGAUCGUUUCGAAUCCGGAGUCUUUGACCAUGCCGCCGCCUUUGCUAUGUCCCCCAAUUCGUCCUGACCCAUGCUAGGACUGAGCAUYGCACUCAUAUCCGAAAUAGUCUUCUUUCGGGUGCGGCGACCCCGUCCACCCUUACGGUUCGCCUUCUCAAUYUGAACCCGUUGUUCUGCCGCGGUUUUGUCCAAAUACUUUCGAAUGGCGUCGGACGUGACCUGGAGCUUGGUACCAUGCCUCAUGACCAAACCAGCUCCCAUUGCUUCCUUCAUUUGUUUCUUCAUCAAAGUAUCUCGAGCUCGAAUCGCUUGCUUUUCUUCGAASCGACGGGAUGCUUCUAGAACAUUUAUGCGCAUCUGGCGAUGAGCUCGAUACAAUUCACGGUUGACUGUAAGUGCACUCUUCUUCGCCAGUUCAUCCUGAAUUGCGUCGUCCCUUUCGGGAAGGUURAGCGCACGCCUCGUGUCCACACCGAGCAUAGCCUUCUCUGACUUUCCGGGUUGAUAGCUGGAUGAUGAUUCCAAAUCGUCCGAAUCGUCCAGUAGUGAAUCGUGUCGGCCAUAAUGAGUCGGCUCGGACUCCAAUGACUGAGAUCUCUUCCGGGUCAAUGUGGGUUUUAGAACAGUUUUUGGUAGGAGUGUUGGAGGGGCCARURCAGCUGGCAGGCCCUCUUUGAGAAGCGUGUUGGGCUUUGGGCUGGCGGCCUUCAAACUUUUUGGUGAUGGCCAAGCGGCAUUUCUGUUGGAUGAUAGACCCGAGGCCACAAAACUGCCGUCUCCAAUCGAGACAGAGCUCGUGGAGUCGUACAUGGAUUGAACUCCCAAGUUUGGCAGAGAAUGAUUGGUUUCGGCCAAAACAAGGAAGUGAGAAUUGUCUUUCUCUAUMUUGGGCUCUUCUGUGUCGAUUGGUUUCGUAUUGUUCGUAACAAGAGCGAGAUUCUGGUUGUUGGCCGGGGCAGAAGGCGUAGCAGAUGUUGUUGUGGUGAUAGAGGAAGUCAUACYUGUCGACAAAGCUAUAGAUAKAUCGUCCUCUGUCUCCGGGACCGACUCCAGCUGUUUCGGGCGYAGUUCCAUGUCAAUGUGGUGGUGGCGCACUGCCUUUUCUGUUUGUCCCUUCAUUAUGAGCAGAAAGUGAUCGUAUGUAAUGUGAUCUUGGUUGCCGCCCACGUUCGCCAUGCUUUCGGUCCACAUUUUUCGCAUUUCUUGUUCAGUCGCCAUGUCUUCGCUUCCCACAAGGUUAACGAUAUCUUUCAGGGUAAGGUAGCCCUUGUGGUCGCUGUCCAAACGAUCGAAGGCCAGCCGCAAAUUGCGAUCGUCCACACGGCACUGGGUAAGGCCAGCAGCGAUGAAUUCAUGCCAAUGGAUUGUGGUCUCUUCUUUAUUGACUCUCAUGGCAUUGAAAAUAUCCACGACCUCCUCUUCGGUAAGAGCACCGAGGGAUCCGGCUUCGGCAUUUGAUACCAAUACUUGUUUCAGGUUGUCCAGUGUGAUCUCUCCCGUCCCAUCGGUGUCCAUGAUUUCGAACUCUUUCCGCAAAUCCUUGAUUUGUUCUGGCAAGAGGGUAAAACUCAAAACUUCGGAGAGGAGCUUCCUCAUGACGGAAAAUUCCUUGAAGCCGACCAAGGCCUUGACGACGUUCGGAUUGAGAACGUUUUCCUGCCGGUUUCCGUCCGAGUCUCGCCCGGCCUGCAUCUUUAGCCAGGCAUGUUUUUGCGAUUCCCGGGCCGUGGGUCGCUUUUUGGGAUCCGUCACCAGCAGGUCUUUCACAAACGCCUUGCCCAGAUCGCUGACGAGAUCCCAUAUUUCGGCCGGCUCGAAUUCAAACUCUCCGUCCAAUAUGUUUUGCCGGACCACUAGCAAGGGUUCUGGRCCUCCGCAUCCACCAAAGGGUGGAUCGCCACUGAACAAGAGAAAGGCAAUCACGCCAAUCGCCCAUAUGUCACAACGCUCGUCGUAUCGRCCCCGAAUCACCUCCGGAGCCACGGUAUAUGGGGUCCCGACUGCUUCGUGRUGGACCUCGCCGUAUCGGAAAUGCUUGCUCAAUCCAAAGUCGAUCAUUUUGAGCUCCGAAUCGUGUGCCGUGCUCGAAAACAAAAAGUUCUCAAGCUUCAGGUCCCGGUGAAUGAUUCCUUUCGAGUGAAGAUACCGGACGGCACAGAGCAUCUGCUUGAUCAGUCGGGCACACUCGGCCUCUGUGUAGUGAUAGUCGGGUUGCUCGUCCAAACGAUCAAAGAGUUCCCCCCCGGUACAAAGUUCCUGCACGAGGUAAAUUUCCGAGUGGCUCUCAUAGACUUCUUCCAAUCGGACAAUGUUGGGGUGAUCGAGCUGGCACAUGAUGAAGAUUUCUUCUCGCAAUUGUUCCAGGCCCUCCUUGGUUUCCACCCAUUGCAGAUCGAGAGACUUGACGGCAUAUUCGACGCCCGUUUUCUUGUGUGUGACUUUCCGGACGAUUCCCGAAACGCCAGAGCCCAGGAUCGGCCCGUUGUGGACCCCGUCGUAAACCUCUUCGAUGGGCCUGCCGAAGGGAACCUCGAUGUGGACAACCUUUGACGUCAGGGACGUGAUGUUUUGGUCGUUGAGCAUAUUUYCGAGGUCAAUGGCCGAUCCGGUGUGUUUGUGUUUGUACAGCUUAUUCUUGGGUUUGGCGGUACWUCCUUGGUUCGUUCCACCGCUCGAAACUGUACCGGUGGUCUCUGAGCUCUUUGUCUCUCCUUCGUCCUUGCUGCCGUCUCCCGACCAGCUGAGGUUUCCGGAACUCGUAUUUGGCGUGGAAGCCCCCGAAGCGUAGCUCAAGAAACGCCCCCGAUUGUCGCCGUCAGAACUUCCGCCGYCCUGCAUGGGAACGACGUCGUUUAGCUUYACCAUUUUCAGAGACUUGGUAAUGUCGUCGCCGUUCACGCCAACUGAUAUCGUAUUGUUCUUGAUUGCAUUAUUUGCAUUUGGGUUUUCAUUCACCUUCGUGCUCGAUGACUUUGGAGCGGAGACAGGCGAAGUAACGGGACCAGCUUCUGCUUUCGCUUUAGUCGUGUGUGGGGAAGAAGACACUACCUGUGGUGGCGCAAAAGAUGACACCGCACCAGCUUCCUUGCUCUGACCGCAUCCCAUGGUGGUACAAUCAAAUUAAAUUAAGUUU
Messenger RNA from Pseudo-nitzschia multistriata, 3473 nucleotides. The record is from the annotation of a GenBank genome assembly. NCBI's taxonomy places the organism in Eukaryota, Bacillariophyta, Bacillariophyceae, Bacillariales, Bacillariaceae.